Molecule: messenger RNA, 321 nt
Organism: Sphaeroforma arctica JP610
Lineage: Eukaryota; Ichthyosporea; Ichthyophonida
Exons: 2
Biological process (GO): monoatomic ion homeostasis; monoatomic anion transport; transmembrane transport
Cellular component (GO): plasma membrane
Molecular function (GO): solute:inorganic anion antiporter activity
Source: RefSeq, a predicted model, not a curated record
AUGUAUUCUGGCAGAUACGAACGGGUUGUGAAGUCGAGAGAAACGCGCAUCACCGGCUUCGUCACACACAUAUUAAUUGGGCUGUCCAUCCUGGCCAAGGACAUCUUGAACAAGAUCCCUGUCUCCGUGCUGUGGGGAUUCCUACUGUACCUGGGUCUUACCUCACUCGAUGGCAACCAGAUGUGGGAGCGAGUGCUUCUUCUCUUUACACAAGAAGAGAAGUACCCUCCCAAUCACUACGUACGACGGGUGCCCAUCAAGAAAAUACAUCUCUACACACUACUGCAGGUGGUGUUGCUCGUCAUUCUUUGGUUUGUGAAG